Molecule: messenger RNA, 1331 nt
Organism: Pogona vitticeps (central bearded dragon)
Lineage: Eukaryota; Metazoa; Chordata; Lepidosauria; Squamata; Agamidae
Gene: RASSF5
Product: Ras association domain family member 5
Biological process (GO): signal transduction
Cellular component (GO): nucleus
Source: RefSeq, a predicted model, not a curated record
GCCUCUCGGUGGGCUUGCAGAUAGGGGAAGCGAGCCACAGAUGGUGGUGAGUGAAUUUGCAAGCCGAGUGGCAAAGAGAGAUCCCUCGGAGUCUGGCACUCCUCUUCGCUUCUGGCAACUGUUAGCCAGAAAGAGGUCGGCUGCUGGCUGAAGGAGAGGAGAGGUUGUCCCCGGCAAGGCUCUUCUCCUCCCCCCCCCCUUUCUGCUUUUUAAACAAGACGUUACUUCAUUUGCUGAUCAGAAGAAACUGUUGCACAGCAUAGCAAGUGAGAGCUGGAGGUGUAUUUGAAGCUAAUUACCUAGGACAUAAAUUGGGAAACAGUGCUCCUUUUGCUGCUGCAGGGAGGUGUGAAUCCGAUGGUGGGGUUUACCUGUCUCUCUGGCUCAACUGUGGUCUUCGCUUGUCCUCCUUCUGAGGAUCUGGGAUUCCUUCUUAGAUGACUGUCGACAACAGCAUGAGUAGUGGCUACUGUAGCUUGGAUGAUGACUUGGAGGACUGCUUUUUCACCGCCAAAACCACCUUCUUUAGGAGUGCCCAGAGCAAAUGCACUGCAAAGAAUGUGACAAAAACUGUGGAAGAAGAAAAACCGAAAGCUCCUACCAUUCAGGAGCUGAAAGAAAAGAUUGACAAUUACAAUUCAAAAGUCAACAACGGCUUGCUGAUGAAGCUGAAUGAUGACGGCACUUAUACAGGUUUCAUCAAAGUGCACUUGAAAUUGCGCCGGCCUGUGACAGUUCCAGCAGGGAUCAGGCCACAGUCCAUAUAUGAUGCCCUCAAGGAGGUCAACCUGGCCAGGACAACAGAGAAAAGGACUUCCUUCUACCUGCCACUGGAUGCCAUCAAACAGCUGCACAUCAGCAGUACCACCACUGUGAGUGAGGUGAUCCAGGGACUUUUGAAGAAAUUUAUGGUGGUGGACAACCCACAGAAAUUUGCACUUUUCAAGCAGAUGCAGAAAGAUGGUCAAGUUCUAUCCCAGAAACUUCCAGUGACAGAGUAUCCUUUGUAUCUCCGGUUGCAAGCAGGUCCUGACACAGACCUUCUAAGCUUUGUGUUGAAGGAAAAUGAAACAGGGGAAGUUGAGUGGGAUGACUUCUCUAUUCCAGAACUACAGAAUUUCCUAGUCAUACUAGAAAGGGAAGAAAAAGAAAAAAUCCAGCAAGUUCAGAAAAAGUAUGACAAGUUUAAACAAAAACUGCAAGAGGCCUUGAAAGAAGCAAAUGGGAAGCCGGGAUAACCAGUGCUGGUAGCAUGGCAAGUGAGAAACUGAACAUUAAAAAUAGAUACAUAUAUAUAUAUAUUUAAAAAACAAUACAAAAAUUACACCCAA